Paramuricea clavata is the source of this 507-nucleotide messenger RNA. NCBI's taxonomy places the organism in Eukaryota, Metazoa, Cnidaria, Anthozoa, Malacalcyonacea, Plexauridae. The record is from the annotation of a GenBank genome assembly.
AUGCACUACAAGCUUAGCCAUAUUGAAGGCCCGCCUCGAGGCAACUUUUUUUUGGGUAAUUUGCUCGAGAUUCGCAGGAGAAGGCUUAUUGAUGGCAACAAUAUACAUCAAACAUUGGCCGACUGGUCGAUUGAAUAUCGCCCUAUGUUUGUCAUAUGGUUCUUUCAUGUCCCUCUAAUCGUCAUCAGCGACGCCGAUAUUGCUCGUCAGGUGCUUGUCGUUAAGAAUCUACCUAAGGAUCAUUUUGGUUAUAAGAGAUUUCAAUAUGUAUACGGACAACGAUUCCUUGGAAGUGGCCUUUUCUCGGACUUGAAUCGUCUCACUUGGGAGACGAAGCGACGUACGUUUACACCGUUGUUCCAUCGAAACAAGCUGUUCGAUGGGUUUCCAACAUUAAAUUCCUGCUGCGAUAAUUUCCUCAGCAGGCUGGAAAAGUAUGCCGACGGAAAAACCGAGAUCUCCCUAGCUGACGAAUUCUUGCUGGUAACUUUGGAGACUAUUCUAAAG